CGACUAUGUGCUUUUACUAUGGUAGUUUGACUUUCGGUGGUUUAGUUUGAAACAAAUUCACAACGUUGGCGUCGGUAUUUUUUGCCGCUUUCCUGCUGGGCAAACGGGAAACGUUUUAGGGUUUUCCCACGGGCGAGUGUAUGGAAUUUAGUGCGUUUAAGAAGCUUUGCGCAGUUGUUUUAAAUCGGAUUUCGAUGGGAGAUAAUGCAGGAGUUUGUUGGGUGCUUAUGAUCAGACACCACACUAAAAGUGAAGUCCAGCUAAUAUCCUAGACCAAGACCCACCUGUUUUAUCGCGUGUUCCAGGAAAAAUAAAUGUAGCAGGACGAAAUAUUGAUCCGCUGGAAAAUAAUAACAUUUUUCCAGUCCAAGCAAGUCUUUGGCCUACAAACCGUCACGAUGCGUUGAAGGAAAACUUUGAAACUUUUCACGUGUGCCUGUGUUUUUGUUUUUUAAAUGUUUUGUGUUUUGUCUCUUUGUCUGUGAUAUUCGAAUGAUGAUGAUAAAUUGGUGAAAAAAAAUGGCAACAAAUGUGGUGAAACCGUUGUAUUCAACAUGCGUUGCUGUUUUGGGAUUUAUUUGCUUUGUGGUCGGCGCUACUGCUGUGGGAAUACCCAUGUGGGGCUAUUUCGAUACACCAGGAUGGGGAGGGGGAGAUGACAAUGGAUAUUUCGGUCCAUGGAAAACGUGUAAAUUGUUGCUGUAUAAUAGGGAGAGAUGCGAAGAGGGUGUUUCUAGAUUUAAAGCUACAGUUGCUGUUUGGGUAGCUGGAUUGAUAGCUUCAUUCUCAGUGGUGGUACUAGGAAUUUUUUGUUUUCUCAGCAUUCUACAAUUAGCAAUGAUCAGCUCAAAAGAACAAGUAGUUUUAAAGUACAGCGCUACAGUGCUGACUAAAGUUGUGAUGGCUUUUGUAUCAGCUCUUCUAGCAAUUGUAGCAGCCAGUCUAUUCGCAACACAAAUCGACGACGAAAGAAACGGAUUCGAAAUCACGAGAGGGCCAGGGUUUUACAUUGAAGUUCUAUCAAUACUGCUGAAUUCCUCUUUGUUCGUAAUGUCCCUUUACGAUAUGUUUUUUGCCCGGCGAGAAGGCGGCGAUCCUACUACGAUGGCAAUGCCCGUCGAGCCCACCACUUAUGGAAAUCCUGGAUUCCGGGAUCGAGGCACGAACGGUGUAGGAAUAUCCAUGACAGACGCCAGCGGUAAACCGUACACAUCCGCAUCGAACGGUUCGAUGGCUUCGAUGAACACCACGUCGACGACUCUGGGUUCCACGAAUGGUUCGACGGUGGGUUCUUCAAUAGGGACCGCUCGGUCGCCGCUCAGGAGCAGUUUGAAGAAACCAAAACCGAAAGACGGCUUGGGCAUACAGAAUCCCGGGUUCAGCGGCACGUCGCCCACUCUGAACCGGAACGGUAGUACGAAAAAAGUUAGGAUACAAACUCAUAGUACUGAAGUGUAACGUGAGUGUGUUGAUAGGAACUAUAUACUGGCAUUGAAAUUUUUCCAAAGGUUUAUAGCAAUAUGGUGACCAUGUAUAUGAGACACUUUUUCUUGUUAUGUAAUUUUUUACUUUUUUAAAAAUUUGUGUCUUUACUGUAAUAAAAAAAUUAACGCACAUUCGAAAAAGUUUUCAAUGCACAAUUUUUUGUAAGUAUAAACUGCUUCUAGUCUAUUUUUGAAAUUAUUUACAUAUAUUUUUGUAUUGUAUUAUUAUUGUGUAAAACACAUUUUACAUAGUUAUUUUAUGUAAAUUAUAUUUUGUACAUACUAAUCCUUUUUAUAUAGAUUAUUAGGUACCUAUUAUUUUUUAACCAUUCCUUAUUGUGCUCCGUCCAUUAUUAUUUUUUUUGCGUCCGUAAACUGUUUUAUUGUAUUAUGGUAUAAGAUAAUGUUUAUUAAUAUUAUAGAUUUUUAAGUGUUGGUUUGUUUAUAAUGUGUCUGACACGUUUAUAUAUUUUAUCAAUGUAAUAAUUGCGUUCUGGGAACGAUAAAACAUUUUAAUAAAUUAUUUCCAUUGU
Messenger RNA from Ceutorhynchus assimilis (cabbage seed weevil), 2017 nucleotides. NCBI's taxonomy places the organism in Eukaryota, Metazoa, Arthropoda, Insecta, Coleoptera, Curculionidae. The record is from the annotation of a GenBank genome assembly.